GUCGGCUCCCGUCAUCAAACCUCCAUCACCGCCCACGUCACGGUAACUCCUGUCAUCCACCGACGUCCUCGCCCUUCCGCCCGCUGCUCGUGGCCCGCCGCUCAGCUUCCCAGACGCCGACCGCAACUUCCAGAACUAGCCGCGGCCGCAAGCCUAGCCUCCUGCCCGCACCUGACCCGGUAGCCAGACGUCAUCCCUUGGCUGCAUCUGCGUCCUCCUCCUGCACGUCGCCGCCGCCUUGUGCUUGGCCCUUGUCAAGGCUUCGCCGCCCUUCUCCCUCCUCUCCCGACCGUCGCCGUGAGGCCUUCUACACGAGCACCUUAGCUCACGACAUCCGGCUACACACGCCGUCACCCCUUCCAUCACCGCGACUGUUUCAACCCGACCGCGUCCGCUUGCUCGAGCCACGCCUCGAUAAACGCCGUGACUCUCGGCCUCGGGCUGCCCCGACCGAGAUAAAAGAAGAGAGCUAAUAACAAGGUACCGUUGGGCCGUGGCUGCGAUCCUUCCGCCGCCAGCUACCGACGCUUGCAAGCAUGGCUACUCGAUCGGCUCGCCCGACAGACGACCAGGACGACUCCCGUUCGUCCUCGUCAACCACGUCGCCCGCCCCGGCCGACAACGAGGAGUCCGACUUCUUCCUGGGCGCCAACGACUCCCAGUCGUCUCUCGGAGUGCCCAACUUCCAGGACAUGCAGGUUGACGAUGCCUGUUGGCCCCCGGUCAGCCGGCUGCCCAACGAGAUUCUCAUCAGCAUCUUCGCCAAGCUAAGCGCCUCGUCCGACCUGUACCACUGCAUGCUUGUCUCAAAACGCUGGGCUAGGAACGCAGUCGACCUCUUGUGGCACAGGCCUGCAUGUACAAAUUGGCGCAACCACAGUAGCAUCUGCCAGACGCUGGGCCUCGAGCACCCCUUCUUCUCGUAUCGCGACUUUAUCAAGCGUCUGAACCUCGCUUCUCUCGCUGAUAGGGUCAACGAUGGCAGCGUCCAGCCGCUCGCCGUCUGUACCAGGGUUGAACGCCUGACCUUGACCAACUGUCGCGGCCUCACCGACUCUGGUCUCAUUUCUCUCGUCGAGAAUAGCGCGUCCCUGCUCGCCCUCGACAUCUCCAACGACAAAAACAUUACGGAGCAGUCCAUCAACGCCAUCGCUGAACACUGCAGGCGACUGCAGGGGCUCAAUAUAUCUGGAUGCGAGGCCAUUUCCAACGAGAGCAUGAUCACGCUUGCGCAGAGCUGCAAGUACAUCAAGCGGUUGAAACUCAACGAGUGCGGCCAGCUCCGCGACAACGCGAUCCUCGCCUUUGCCGAACACUGCCCGAAUAUUCUCGAGAUUGAUUUGUACCAGUGUUUUCAGAUUGGCAACGGCCCCGUGACGGCUUUGCUCUCCAGAGGCAACUGUUUGCGCGAGCUUCGCCUUGCCAGUUGCGACCUCAUCGACGACAACGCCUUCCUGAGCCUGCCUGAGGGCCAGACAUACGAGCAUUUGCGGAUCCUCGACUUGACAUCCUGCACGAGGCUCACUGACGCGGCCGUCGCCAAGAUAAUUGAUGCCGCGCCGCGCCUGCGCAACCUCGUCCUCGCCAAGUGUCGCAACAUCACCGAUGCAGCCGUAAAUGCCAUCUCAAAACUUGGUAAGAACCUGCACUACGUGCAUCUCGGCCACUGCGGACAAAUCACGGACGAAGGAGUCAAGAAGCUCGUUGGCUCUUGCAAUCGCAUCCGUUAUAUCGACCUGGGAUGCUGCACCAAUCUGACAGACGACUCCGUGAAGCGUCUGGCGAUGCUUCCCAAGUUGAAGAGAAUAGGGCUGGUAAAGUGCAGUUCAAUCACCGAUGAUAGUGUCUUUGCGCUCGCAGAAGCUGCGUUCCGACCUCGCGUGCGACGAGAUGCCAGUGGGGUAUUUAUUGGCGGGGAGUACUACGCAUCGAGCCUCGAGAGAGUUCACUUGAGCUACUGCGUGAAUCUGACGCUCAGGAGCGUUAUGCGGCUUCUCAAUUCGUGCCCCCGGCUCACGCACCUAAGCCUGACAGGCGUUGCUGCAUUCCAGCGCGACGAUUUCCAGGCGUUUUGUCGCGUGGCGCCUCCUGAGUUCACACAACACCAGCGGGACGUCUUUUGUGUCUUCUCUGGAAGCAUGGUGUCACAGUUUCGCGAGUUCCUCAACACCUCCUCGCGAUUUCAAGAGUUGCGAGAUAGCCUGCCCUAUCGCUCGGGUGGGAGCCGCGCCCGAGGGGCUGCCGCUCGUCGAUCCAACGCCAUGGCUAGCAACUUGCCCACCGCCGAGGGCGAAGGUUUUGACGACGAGAUGGCCGACGAGGAGAACGAUUUCGAGGGCAUGGAUGGAAGCGAAAUGGUCGUGGACGCGCAGGCCCAGAACCAGCACCAGCACGGGCUGCAACAUAACCCCCCUCUGCCGCAGGCAGCACCGACGAUACCCAUUCCGCCCCCAGCCCCAAGCCUGAGCCAGCACCCAUUCACCGACGCGGGACCCGGAAAUCCUGUACCUGCCCAUCCCUAUGCGUACCAUCCAUCUGCGUACCACCCGCCGGCCCCUUUGGGCCCCUUGGCCUUCUCCAGCUUCAUCAGCAACGAGUCAGCCAGCGGGGCACCGCCUCUUAGUGCCCAUGGGCACAUGUCGGCCAGCAUGGCUCCUCUGAGCACCGUGCCGAGUCCGCCGUCUCUAACGGCAAGCACUGCCAACGGGCCGCCGACGACGGCGAGCACGGCGCCUGUGCAGUGGCCAUAUCACCAGGACCCGCUUGGAGAAUAGAUUUCCUCGAUGUAUGGGGCGUGGGGCAACACAUAGUGAGACACAAUUCGCAUUCGAGUAGCACGUCGUGUUUGGGCGGUUACGCCAGGCCCAAUCUUGUCGAGGGCCGCUUUUGCGGCCGUAGCAUUUUCCUAGCGUCGACAGCUGUCGACAGCAAGCAUUGGUGGAGUAAAUGAUUUCAUUGCGAGAAACCUGCCGGUUGGCAGCAUAGCGAUGAUCACGGAGCGACUCGGGUAUAUCGCAUGGGAGCUCCGAGGGCAUACGGGCAGCCUUUUGGAAGGCAGACUGCGGGCGCACUGCGAGCGAGCGUUACGGCCAGUUUAACACAUUUGCUGCCGCAUGGGGAGCACACGGGGUGCGGCGGCACACGAGCAACGGAAAGGAUAGAAUAUCACAGCGCUGCGUGCGGAGAUGGGGGGCUGAAACUUGCUUCAGAGUAGCAAAUGGAGUAACUGCCUCACGUUCUACGGAUCGAAUCGCACUGAGGAGUUGGAGAGUGAGAGAAGAGACAGAGAGGAAGCGAAGGGAGACGGGAGAGAGAGAGAGGGAGCGUGUGUGUGUGUGUGUG
Purpureocillium takamizusanense is the source of this 3342-nucleotide messenger RNA. It is a transcript of the gene GRR1, whose product is annotated as SCF ubiquitin ligase complex subunit. The record is from RefSeq and is a predicted model, not a curated record. Gene Ontology annotation, cellular component: SCF ubiquitin ligase complex. The transcript has 5 exons. Gene Ontology annotation, biological process: SCF-dependent proteasomal ubiquitin-dependent protein catabolic process. Lineage: Eukaryota; Fungi; Ascomycota; Sordariomycetes; Hypocreales; Ophiocordycipitaceae. Gene Ontology annotation, molecular function: protein binding. The coding region runs from base 537 to 2774 and encodes 745 amino acids.